Messenger RNA from Daldinia vernicosa, 1079 nucleotides. RefSeq lists its product as uncharacterized. Lineage: Eukaryota; Fungi; Ascomycota; Sordariomycetes; Xylariales; Hypoxylaceae. The transcript has 2 exons. The record is from RefSeq and is a predicted model, not a curated record. Bases 1 to 891 code for a protein of 296 amino acids.
AUGGCCUCCUUGUUCUUCAAACCUGACCAUACCUUCCUGAGGCACAAGGUAGAUUAUCGCAUGCUUGAUCCGGAAUUUGUCGCAUGCAAAUCAUUAUUCUGUAUUACCACAGAUAUUAUAUCCCGCCCUCACUUCGCAGAUGAAAAAGAUGUUAAUACUUUCAGUAUCGUCAUAUCGCAUAUCAGACCGGAGAUGAGAGCAGAAUUUGUUAUAGAACAAGUUGUCUUUCGUGGCAUCAUGACACAACUUCCCAUGUUGUCGGCAUUGGUUGUCACUUGGACCCCUGCCGCCAUUCUCUUUGAACUACUCUGUAGAAUCGUGAAUCGCCCAUUAGGCCUGCUACCCAACCAACAGCCGCUGUUAACAAGAGAGGAUAUCUUACGGGGACUUAGGCGUGCUUAUUGUCUGCCGGGAGUUGAAGCUCAACACCAUGAGGUGCCUUUCCUGAAUUUUCACUUUCACUACUUUGCCUCCGUCAUGUACGCCUUCGAUGUAAUGGAUGAGCCUUUAUUUUUCGUAUUCGCAAUGCGCGACGCAUUAGAAUCCAGCUGGGACAGUGCCUCUCAAUACGACAAGCUCUUCGACUCGGUCUUUCAAUGGAUUCUGCUGAGCGGAGACAGGAUAUUUCAGCUGAUCAAGAGCGGGUUCGAACCGCCAACCCACAAGGCAGCCUAUUAUCACGGGGAACUAUACCAACUCGAGCUUUAUAAGACUUACGGUAGUCACCAUCCUGCCCCUGGCUUGACGAUGCAUCGCUGGGAGUUCUGGAAGCAGCGCAUCGAGGAUACGAUGAUCUUCCUCAUCGACUGCGAACGCCCACUAGCGGUUAUGGAGCUAGAAAAUAUUGCCAGAGAAACUGCUGCGCAUAUGGACUUGUUGUCAACAGUUUAAAAGAUCGAACAGCUCUAACUUGCCGGGGAAGCCGUAGUGGCCAAUACAGAAUAAAGCAGCAAGAUAUAAUUUUAUUUGAGUAUGGUUAAGUUUAAUAGCGAAGUUCUUGAAGAGCUGGAUAGGAUAGCCGAGUAUGAGAUGUUAACCAUACAUACCUUAGGUAAGUAUCUUAGAUAGUUGAAAUUAGC